This is a messenger RNA of Cuscuta epithymum, 1334 nucleotides long. The record is from the annotation of a GenBank genome assembly. NCBI's taxonomy places the organism in Eukaryota, Viridiplantae, Streptophyta, Magnoliopsida, Solanales, Convolvulaceae.
CAGGUUUGUAGUGGGUGUCUCCCUUUCAGAGUAAACUUGCAGGCUCGUCGGGUGGACUGCCCGGGUUCUUGUUGCUUGUGUGGAGAGGAUUCAGAAUCUCUAGAUCAUCUUUUUCGACAAUGCGCAUUUACCCAUGAAGCUUGGAGAUAUCUGUCCUGGCAGUGGACUGGAUGGGAGGAUCGUUCUUUCAUGGAGCAGAUCAACCUGGAAUUUCGGACUAAGAGAAAGGAAGUGCUGGAGAUAUUGAUUUGGGGUGCUGGGCUCGUGUGUGGUAGGGAAAAUCCGUGGCAGCUAAGCAGCCUGUACUUCGUGCUCAAGCCAUGGUGGAAGGCUGGAAUUGUGCCCAAGUAGCUCGCAGAAGUGCGCCAAAACAGAGUGCAAAGAAGUGCACGACGUGGUGUAAACCAUCUCCAGGAAUCUUGAAGCUCAACAUUGAUGCUGCAGUUCGUUCAAAUGGUUGCGGAGUUGGCUUCCUACUCGUACCAAGCUUUCUCUGACUGAUGGGGAUCUGUUAGCAGAUCCGACUGAGUAUAGGAGUAUGGUAGGAGCACUACAGUAUUUAACCAUGACUCGACCUGAUAUUACUUAUGUUGUUCACCUGGUUUCCAAAUUUAUGCAUGCUCCCCCUACUACACAUAUUUUGGCUGUUAAGCGAAUUUUCAGGUAUUUACAAGGGACGACUGAUUUUAGCUUACUUCUUCAGCCGAGUUCUGCGGCACCUACUAUCCUGGCUUAUUCAGACGCUGAUUGGGGAGGAUGUCCAGACAGCAGCAGGUCCACGUCUGGUUUUGCUAUCUUUUUCGGUCCAAAUUUGGUGUCCUGGAAGUCCAAGAAACAGCCUACCGUUUCCCGAUCUUCUACAGAGGCAGAAUAUCGUGUUAUUGCUUAUGCGGUUCAAGAUACUCUUCACAUUCUCUCUAUUUUGUUCGAGUUGGGCAUCUCGGUUGCUCAUCCUGUUCAGCUUUUAUGUGAUAAUGUGUCUGCUUCUUAUCUCUCUUCAAAUCCUAUUUAGCAUGCUCGUAGCAAACACAUUAAUAUAGAUUAUCAUUUUGUUCGGGAAAGGGUGGCUCAUGGUGAUUUACAAGUCAAGUUUGUUCCUACUGAGCUCCAAUUGACUGACAUCUUCACAAAAUGUUUAUCUCCACAGCGCUUUACUUUUUUACGUGACAAUCAGCGCAUUGCCCCCCCUGCACGGCUUGAGGCAGUGUAAUAAUGUAUUUAUUAAUGAUUAAUUAGGUUGUCUAAUUAUAGUAGGAAUCUUAAUGUAUCUAUGACUCUUUUUUAUAAAUAAUACUUCUGGGGCUGCCAUUAAGGUACACUUCCUCAUUAUUCUC